Molecule: messenger RNA, 453 nt
Organism: Lottia gigantea (owl limpet)
Lineage: Eukaryota; Metazoa; Mollusca; Gastropoda; Lottiidae
Exons: 4
Coding region: 1-453 (150 amino acids)
Molecular function (GO): 2-oxoglutarate-dependent dioxygenase activity
Source: RefSeq, a predicted model, not a curated record
AUGGAUUAUGUAAAAUAUCCAGGUCUAGCCGAGGUAGAAUAUAUACACGCCCAUCUAGAAUCAGGGGACUGUCUGUAUAUACCCUAUAAAUGGAUUCAUCAAGUGAGAUCGUAUAAUUCUAAUCUAGCUGUGAAUAUCUGGUGGAGUCAUUAUGAUUCGUUAAAAACUAAUUUAUCUACGUGUAAUAAAGAGUGUGAUAAAGAACUGACGCUGGGUAAAGUUAAAACGACAGGUUUCAACGCACUCUUAGAGUCUGUAGAAAAUAUCAAAGAUCAUUUUGUUUCCUCAUUAGAGACAGCUAAAGGUCAAACUUUAUCAAAAUCAGAUUUUCUCAAUUCUCUCUUCCCGGUAAGAACCAUAGUUCAAUCUAUUAGUUCAAGGUGCCAAGACAAUCCAAGUGAACGAGAAAAGAAUAAUGCCCAGUGCCGCAACCAACUCAUUCCCCCAGACUAA